Molecule: messenger RNA, 945 nt
Organism: Hibiscus syriacus
Lineage: Eukaryota; Viridiplantae; Streptophyta; Magnoliopsida; Malvales; Malvaceae
Product: NAC domain-containing protein 6-like
Exons: 3
Coding region: 60-923 (287 amino acids)
Biological process (GO): regulation of DNA-templated transcription
Molecular function (GO): DNA binding
Source: RefSeq, a predicted model, not a curated record
AGUUUCCAUCUUAUUUUCUUCGAUUAUAUAUAUAGGAUCAGUAUACGCAAUUAACCACAAUGAGCAGCCAGUCCAGUAUGGAUGAUAACACCUCAAAGAUUGAACUUCCAGGCUUCCGGUUCCAUCCAACAGAAGAGGAACUCCUCCAAUUUUACCUCAAAAACAUGAUUUACGACUGCAAGUUCCAGUACGAUGUAAUCGGAUUCCUCAACAUCUAUCGCCAUGAUCCCUGGGACUUGCCUGGGUUGUCGAAGAUUGGAGAGAGGGAAUGGUACUUCUUUGUGCCGAGAGAUAGGAAGCAUGGAAGUGGUGGGAGGCCGAAUAGGACUACCGAAAACGGGUUCUGGAAAGCCACAGGCUCCGACCGGAAAAUCGUGAGUUUAUCCGAACCGAAACGCAUUAUCGGCCUGAAAAAGACUCUCGUGUUCUAUAAAGGGAGAGCUCCACGAGGAAGCAAGACUGAUUGGGUGAUGAACGAGUACCGUCUCCCUGAUGGUUGCCCCCUGCCCAAGGAUGUAGUGUUGUGCAAGGUGUACAGGAAGGCAACAUCAUUGAAAAUUCUUGAGCAAAGGGCAGCAGAGGAAGAAAUGAAGUUAAUGAAUAACACCAACAUAUCUCCAUCAUCAUCAUCAUCCAUGGAAACAAUUUCAUUUUGCAGCCCAAAAGAGGAUUUGGUGCCAUCAAUGGCGGCACCCCAAAUGUUCUUCAAGAAAGAAAUCGAAGAAGAAGCAAUGGAAGAAGAGAAAGUAUCAGAGAAGAGACUGUCUUCUGUAUCUCUGCAACUUCCAUUAGGCAGUGAGAAAUUACCAGAGCUUCAAAUGCCCAAAAUGCUUAGCGACUGGACACAGGAUCAAUUUUGGGCUCAGUUGAACAGUCCCUGGUUCCAGAAUCUCACAACUUAUGGCAACAUCUUGAAUUUCUAGUGGCUAAAUCACUUUACAAAAA